Molecule: messenger RNA, 2938 nt
Organism: Diaporthe batatas
Lineage: Eukaryota; Fungi; Ascomycota; Sordariomycetes; Diaporthales; Diaporthaceae
Product: RNA-binding signal recognition particle subunit SRP54
Exons: 2
Coding region: 150-1736 (528 amino acids)
Biological process (GO): SRP-dependent cotranslational protein targeting to membrane; SRP-dependent cotranslational protein targeting to membrane, translocation
Cellular component (GO): signal recognition particle, endoplasmic reticulum targeting; cytosol
Molecular function (GO): 7S RNA binding; endoplasmic reticulum signal sequence receptor activity; GTPase activity
Source: RefSeq, a predicted model, not a curated record
CGAAUGGCGACUGUCGCAUCUCUUUGGCCACGACAUUUCCCAUCCCCCGUCUUCGCCAUCCCACCCCGACCACACCACUGCCGACUCUGCUGUCCAGCUGCGAAGCAACGCCAACACCCACAGCAGAACAGGUCCAACACACCGCCGCCAUGGUUCUCCAAGAUCUCGGGCGCCGUAUCAACACGGCCGUGUCCGACCUGACCAGGGCACCAAACCUGGACGAGAAGGCCUUCGACUCCAUGAUCAAGGAGAUCUCGGCCGCCCUCCUCGAAGCCGACGUCAACGUGCGCCUCGUCCAGCAGCUGCGAAAGUCGAUAAAGUCCACCGUCAACUUCAAGGAGCUGCCCCCCGCCGUCAACAAGAAGCGCCUGAUCCAGAAGGCCGUCUACGACGAGCUCGUCAACCUCGUCAACCCCCACAACGAGCCCUUCAAGCCCAAGAAGGGCCGCGCCAACGUCAUCAUGUUCGUCGGCCUGCAGGGCGCCGGAAAGACCACCACCGUCGGCAAGCUGGCCCGCCACUACCAGGCCCGCGGCUUCAAGUCCUGCAUGGUCUGCGCCGACACCUUCCGAGCCGGAGCCUUCGACCAGCUCAAGCAGAACGCCACAAAGGCCAAGAUCCCCUACUACGGCAGCCUGACCGAGACCGACCCCGCCGUCGUCGCCAGGGAGGGCGUCGAGAAGUUCCGCAAGGAGAAGUUCGAGGUCAUCAUCGUCGACACGUCCGGCAGGCACAGGCAGGAGGCCGCCCUGUUCCAGGAGAUGAUCGACAUCCAGGAGGCCGUAAAACCCGACGAGACCAUCAUGGUGCUGGACGCGAGCAUCGGCCAGCAGGCCGAGGCCCAGGCCAAGGCGUUCAAGGAGGCCGCUGACUUUGGGGCCAUCAUCAUCACGAAGACCGACGGCCACGCGAGCGGCGGUGGUGCCAUAUCAGCAGUCGCCGCGACGCACACGCCCAUCGUGUUCAUCGGCACGGGCGAGCACAUGCUGGACCUGGAGCGCUUCGUGCCGAAGCAGUUCGUCUCCAAGCUGCUGGGCAUGGGCGACAUGGCCGGGCUGGUGGAGCACGUGCAGUCGCUCAAGCUGGACCAGAAGGACACGAUCAAGCACAUCACCGAGGGCGUCUUCACGAUCCGCGACCUGCGGGACCAGCUGCAGAACAUCAUGAAGAUGGGCCCGCUGUCCAAGAUGGCCGGCAUGAUCCCGGGCAUGAGCAACAUGAUGGCCGGCAUGGACGACGACGAGGGCAACGCCAAGCUGCGCCGGAUGAUGUACAUCUGCGACAGCAUGACCAAGAAGGAGCUCGACUCGGACGGCAAGCUCUUCAUCGACCAGCCCGAGCGCAUGACCCGCGUCGCCCGCGGGUCCGGCACCAGCGUGCGCGAGGUCGAGGACCUGCUCACCCAGCAGCGCAUGAUGGCCGGCAUGGCCAAGAAGAUGGGCGGCAACAUGAAGAACAUGCAGCGCGCCCAGGCCGCCAUGGGCGGCGGCAACAAGGCCCAGCAGAUGGCCGCCAUGCAGAAGCGCCUCCAGUCCAUGGGCGGCGGCGCCGGCGGCGCCGGCGGCAUGCCCGACAUCUCCAGCAUGAUGAAGAUGCUCGGCGGUGGCGGAGGCGGGGCCGGCGGCAUGCCCAACAUGGGCGGCAUGGACAUGAACGCCCUGAUGAAGCAGAUGGGCGGCAUGAUGGGCGGCAUGGGCGGCAUGGGAGGCGGGGCCACACAGGGCAGGCGGAGGUAACGAGCGAGUGAGUGAGCGAGUGCAAGUCACGCUGUGGGAGUGAGUAAGUAAGGAGUCCGAAACACGUGCGUCACGGAAAAGAGAGGGCGGGCGGGCAUAUAUUUUGCAUUGGGGCCGGCGUUCUUUGGGUGCUCGCGAAAUGGCUGGGCAAAUGAGGUUAUAGUAAUUCAACGUUGACUGAAGACCCUACGACUUCCCAUCCCCUGCGCAUCGGCGUCUGCGGAGGAGACGAGAUGAGGUCCCUGGAGCCCGUCUUCUGCACGGCUGCUAUCAUCCGUCCAUCCAGUCGAUAAUCCGCAGACAGGGGGCCUGAUAUAUGCCCAUAAGCCGAAGAUGAAUCAAGUCUAGCCCGCCCUUCCAUUCUAUUCCAACCUCCACCACCAUCACCACCCCAUCCGUCGAUCCCCUCAACGCCGCACAUGGGCUUCCGACGGAGACCGAAGCGGCGACGCGUCACCACCACCACCACCAUCAAAACCACACGGUCUGCCGCCACCCUCAAACCCGGACGGUCCGCCCUUGCUGCCGCUGCCUACAUCGACGACGCCCUCGUCCUGGCCAGACCAGUACGCGCGGCGCUCGUCCUCGCGCAGCCAGCCCCUGGGGAACGCCCGCUGCCGGAAUCCCGCCUGCUUAUCCCCCUCCCCCCGCGCCGCCGCCCUGUCGAGGACGAGGUAGGCCACCGCCAAGAUGGUGAAGACGGCGGAGAACACCACCCAGAAGACGAGGGUGUUUGGUUCCAUUUUGUAUUUGUGUUUGAGAUUGUGUGUGUGUGUUGUUGUUGUAGUUGUUGAUUCUCUGCUCUGAGAGCGGGGUUGCUUGUCAUGUAGCAAUCGAUGAUGGAGGUCCGGCGGGGGAUGCUUUUGUGGUUUGAUCUUUUCGGGGGGCUUCUUUUAUUUGUAAACGUUUGUUUGGCUCCUCGGUCCUGUUCCAUUGUCGGAUUGAUGGGUCUUUGUCUGUCUCAGCAUGUGUUCGAUUUGAGAUGAUGCGAUGGAACCUCGGACUCACGGCACAGUGAUUCAAAGUUAUUAUGCCCAGUUCAGCAACAGGGAGUCACUCACUACCUACCCAGACCCCCUGAUUUUUGUCACGGUGUGGGUGUCUGGUAGAAACUCUUUCUUCCUCCUCCUCUGCCUCUCAAGAGCGAAACCAGGAGUUAUUUGAGGUCCGCACGAGGGGGUGCUUCAACCCAGUCUGGGCCU